This is a messenger RNA of Triticum turgidum subsp. durum (durum wheat), 237 nucleotides long. The record is from the annotation of a GenBank genome assembly. Lineage: Eukaryota; Viridiplantae; Streptophyta; Magnoliopsida; Poales; Poaceae.
AUGAUUCGAACUCUAGUCGACAUUGGAGCUGAACUCGUUAUGGUUAUGUCUAUUGUCCUGCCUGAUUGGCUCAUGUAUGUCGAUGCCGUGUCUCUGUCGGCACACCCAUGGAUCAGCGCGGUGGGCUGCUUAGGCUCCAUUGGUAAGCUUAUGUUUUCAGAGUUCAGCAUUGCAGCAACAUCUGUCAUGGCAGGCCGGUCUGCUGGAUCUUCCUGGGCACAAAGCAGUGCCACUUGA